AUGACAACUGCCCGCCAGAGCCGGAUCAACCCAACGACCGCCACCAAGCUGCACCCCCCCACAGCAGACACCCUCAUCGACGAAAUCCAAGACGCCUACGAAAUCGCCAAAGACGAAUUCGAGAUUGCCACGGAAAGCACCGACGGCGGCACCAUCUACGCGGCUUCUGACCGCGACUCCGCCCGUGAUGCAUUGAACGAUCUGUGCGCGAUCUACUACCGGUACGCCGCGAAGCCCGGCGAAGAAGACACGGGCAUCAUGCUGCGCUCAGGCAAGUAUGUAUCUGGUAGCGAGAUGGGCGAGGAGGUGCCGGGCGUGGAUGCGGUCACGGCAUUUAAGACGGAGGAUGUGCCGCAAGAAGUGAAGGAUGAGGUGCGACGGCGGGUUGGGCAGAGGAUUCGGGAGUUGCGGAAUGCGGUGGAGUUACUGGAGGAGAGGGCGACUGAGGAGUGA
Molecule: messenger RNA, 453 nt
Organism: Penicillium chermesinum
Lineage: Eukaryota; Fungi; Ascomycota; Eurotiomycetes; Eurotiales; Aspergillaceae
Exons: 2
Coding region: 1-453 (150 amino acids)
Source: RefSeq, a predicted model, not a curated record